UUACCAAAAUGAUAGCCUACAACAUGUUAUGGAAGAUCUUUGUAGUUGUGGCCUUCGGGCUCUCUGCCACGGCCACUUCUACUGAGGAUGGACCAUUAAGUAAGAAUGAGGAAUCUGUUACUAAACCUCAAGAGGUUUCAAAGAGUGAGACUGAUGAACCACCCAAGUUUUCUGUGGAAUGGUAUCUGUUACCCAAGCCAGAAAACAGAGCAACUCUUCGUUACAUAUUGCCAUAUGGGUUUGAAGCUUGUAUCCCAGAGUAUUGCAAAAAGCCAAUAUUGCCCGCAGUAGAAAACCGUAUUAGAAAUCAUUUUUCUUGGGUUGAGAAACAGAAACAAAAGGAGUCUGAUUCUGCACAACGUAAAACCACUGAUGUUGGCCAACCCUCAAAGAAGUCUUUCACCACUGACCCUGUUGAUGUACCUGAGCCACCAAAAUACUCUCUAGAAUGGUAUUUUGUACAGAAACCCGAAAACAGAAAACUUCUUCGUGACAGGUUGCCAUAUUCUACGAAAGCUUUUGUAGCACCGGACUGUAGAGAACCAAUAGCGCCUGUGUUUGAAAAACGCAUUAGGGAUUAUUUGUCAUUAUAUAGCGUCGACUGGUAUUUGUUACCGGAGCCAGAAAACAGAACUGCAUUGCGUUAUAUGUUGCCAGAGGAUUUGGCUGCCAAGGUUCCAGAAAACUGCAAUGAACCUAUAGAUCCCGAGUUGGAAGAACUUAUUAGAGAGCAUUUCACAGUUAUUGAGAAGAAGCAAAGGCCCAAUCGUUUUUGGUAUUUGCAUUUGUGAAC
This is a messenger RNA of Babesia bovis T2Bo, 793 nucleotides long. RefSeq names its product SmORF protein. The coding region runs from base 9 to 791 and encodes 260 amino acids. The record is from RefSeq and is a predicted model, not a curated record. Lineage: Eukaryota; Apicomplexa; Aconoidasida; Piroplasmida; Babesiidae. The transcript is spliced from 3 exons.